Messenger RNA from Manis pentadactyla (Chinese pangolin), 1055 nucleotides. It is a transcript of the gene CD79A, whose product is annotated as CD79a molecule. Bases 83 to 769 code for a protein of 228 amino acids. Gene Ontology annotation, cellular component: membrane; external side of plasma membrane; B cell receptor complex. The record is from RefSeq and is a predicted model, not a curated record. The transcript has 5 exons. Lineage: Eukaryota; Metazoa; Chordata; Mammalia; Pholidota; Manidae. Gene Ontology annotation, molecular function: transmembrane signaling receptor activity. Gene Ontology annotation, biological process: B cell differentiation; B cell receptor signaling pathway.
GGGCGGGGUUUGGGGUCUGGCCAGGUGGAAUCUGGUACCCCAGGACCGCGGCAACCCAGACUAACCGACCCACUGGGAGAAGAUGCCUGAGAGUCCUGGAGUCCUCCAAACCCUGCCCGCCUCCGUCUUCCUCUUCCUGAUCUCCGCUGCUGGCCUGGGCCCCGGGUGCCAAGCCCUGUGGGUAGAUGGGGGCCCGCCAUCGGUGACGGUGAGUGUGGGAGACAAGGCCCGCCUCCUGUGCUUGCACAACAGCAGCAAGCCAGCCAGCCACCUCAAAGUCACGUGGUGGCGCAUCCUGCAAGGCAAUGCCACGUGGUCCCCUAUGCUCUGGAGUGUGGGCGAGGGCCCCAAUGGCGAGCUGACCAUCCCUCAGGUGAACAAGAGCCACAUGGGCCUGUACAGGUGCCUCAUCGAGGAGGAUGGCGGAGAAUCCAAGCAGUCCUGCGGCACCUACCUCCGCGUGCGCGAGCCACCGCCCAGGCCCUUCCUGGACAUGGGGGAGGGCACCAAGAACAACAUCAUCACUGCCGAGGGGAUCAUCCUGCUGUUCUGCGCCGUAGUGCCUGGGACGCUGCUGCUGUUCAGGAAACGGUGGCAGAACCUGAAGUUUGGGCCCGACGGCCAGGAUGACUACGAAGAUGAAAAUCUGUAUGAGGGUCUGAACCUGGACGACUGCUCCAUGUAUGAGGACAUCUCCCGGGGCCUCCAGGGCACCUACCAGGACGUGGGCAACCUCCACAUCGGAGACGUCCAGCUGGAGAAGCCGUGACUGCAUCGUGUCUCUGCCUGCCACUCAAACUCGACUUCUUCUCAUAAUCUUUCCUGGGAGUGCCCUGACUCAACUUUCCCCUUGGGUGUGUUUGCUCUUCCCUGUAGACUGUCAUCCCCUAAUACAGUCCUCUGCCUGCGGCCUCCCCAGUCCCCCACCGCAGCGGGUAAUGAGCCCUUGAUCACUGCCUCUACGGGAGCUGAUUGUAGCAGCCUCGUUAGUGUCACCCCGCCCCCUCCCUGCUCUGUCAUGGCCACUUAGUGAUAAUAAAUCCCUCCCAAUUGCA